This is a messenger RNA of Cyanidioschyzon merolae strain 10D, 987 nucleotides long. RefSeq names its product probable nicotinate-nucleotide pyrophosphorylase. The coding region runs from base 1 to 987 and encodes 328 amino acids. Gene Ontology annotation, biological process: quinolinate catabolic process; NAD+ biosynthetic process. The record is from RefSeq and is a predicted model, not a curated record. NCBI's taxonomy places the organism in Eukaryota, Rhodophyta, Bangiophyceae, Cyanidiales, Cyanidiaceae. The transcript has a single exon. Gene Ontology annotation, molecular function: nicotinate-nucleotide diphosphorylase (carboxylating) activity. Gene Ontology annotation, cellular component: cytoplasm.
AUGAAUAGCAAAGAAAAGCAGCUGGAGCGAGCGCGUGUCGCACCUCUGCCGCUGCUGCUGAACGCGCACAUAGAGCGCUGGCUCCUUGAAGAUGCCCCAUCCUUCGAUUUCAGUGGUUCUCUCGUAGAUCUGCGGCCCGCUAGUGGAACGCUCUGGCAGAAAAGUGCUGGCGUCGUGGCGGGACGUCCGUUCUUCGACGCGGUCUUCGAAACACUCGGCUGCAGCGUCACUUGGCGCGACGAAGGUACCACUUCUACCACUAGUCUAGAAGGACAGUACUGGGAUGGCGCGGAAGGUAGUUCGAGUGCAGGCAAACGACCUCUUGCCACCGUUCGCGGGCCUGCUCGGCGUUUGCUCCAGGGCGAGCGCACCGCCUUGAACUUGCUUUCACGCUGUUCGGGUGUUGCGACGCGUGCUCGCCAGUUCAAGCAACUCUGUCGGGUACGCCAGUGGCAUGGUGUCAUCGCGGGAACACGUAAAACGACGCCAGGGUUUCGACUGGUUGAGAAGUAUGGCAUGCACAUUGGUGGUGCUGACAUGCACCGGGUGGACCUCUCUGGCAUGAUCAUGCUAAAGGAUAAUCACCUGGCCUGCAUCGGGCUGGAGCUCCAGCGAGCACCCGAUGACCCAAUCGUCAUUCAAGAGGCCGUUCGCAGAGCACGCAACUGUGCUGGUUUCUCAGUCAGCGUCGAGGUUGAGUGCGGUUCGGAAGCGAGCGCCCUUGCCGCCAUCACAGCGGGCGCCGAUGUGAUUAUGCUGGAUAACAUGGAUCCAGAGACUUUUUGUGAGACAGCGAAACGGCUCCGUGAGAAGACCGCAACCAUGCCCCAUUGUCGGUACCUGAUCGAAGCGAGUGGUGGUAUCACGCUGGAAACAGCACCUCGCUAUAUGUGUGCUGCUGCGGACAUUAUCAGCGUGAGCUUAUCGCAGGGAUACGAGUGCGUUGAUUAUUCGUUGAAAGUAUCGUUUACGAACCGUGAAGCCUAG